ACGAUUUUUUGUGCAGAAAAGUGAUUGGACCUAUUUACCAGAAACCCGCCUGCAUCUAGGUAGACAUGGCGGAUAUACGAACACGUCCCUGUGUGAGUUCCACUGAGAAUAACGCAAAAGAUAAUAUUUCCCGAGAAGGCGGCACUGGCACAUCUGCAUUAUUUGUUAAGUUAUUUGCUGCAGCUUUUUAUGGGCUCUCGUCUUUCCUUAUUGUUGUCGUUAACAAGAGUGUUCUUACUAAUUACAGAUUCCCGUCCUCUUUUGCAGUGGGAAUUGGACAAAUGUUUGCAACAGUUGUUGUGCUGCGAGGAGCAAAAUCAUUAAAUGUGGUAGAUUUCCCAGAUUUUGAUAGGCAUGUACCUCAUAAGGUAUGGCCACUCCCUUUAAUGUAUGUGGGAAAUCAGUUAACAGGUCUGUUUGGAACAAAACAACUAAAUCUUCCAAUGUUUACUGUGCUCAGAAGAUUCUCCAUUUUAUUCACAAUGCUGUUUGAGGGUUACCUCCUAAAAAAGGAGUUUUCAUGGUCCAUAAAGGCAACCAUAUUCACCAUGAUCCUGGGAGCUUUUAUUGCUGCAAGUACGGAUUUAGCUUUUGACCUCUACGGAUAUGUGUUCAUUACACUUAACAACAUUCUGACUGCUGCUAAUGGGGCUUAUAUGAAACAAAAACUGGACUCCAAGGAGCUGGGAAAAUAUGGGCUGCUCUAUUACAAUGCUUUAUUCAUGAUUAUUCCCACUAUGAUUUUAGCAUACUUAACUGGAGACAUUAAGAAGGCUUUGGAGUAUGAUGAUUGGGCUGACAUUUUCUUUGUGAUUCAGUUUGUGUUAUCAUGUGUCAUGGGGUUUAUACUCAUGUACUCAAUUAUGUUAUGCACCCAUUAUAACUCUGCUUUGACGACUACCAUUGUCGGCUGUAUCAAGAAUAUCUUAGUGACAUACAUCGGGAUGGUGUUUGGUGGAGAUUAUAUCUUUACUUGGGUGAAUUUUAUCGGCCUAAACAUCAGCAUUGCUGGCAGUCUUGUGUACUCGCACAUCACUUUCACUAAGGAACAAAAAAAAAAAUAUUGAUGGAACAAGCUUAAAGUGUCGAUAAAACCUAUGGGAGUCAAGAACACAGUCAGCAGGGUGUGCACACAGUCUCAUUUCACAACACCGUGAGUGCAACAGAGACCAGCAAUUUUCUCAGCAACCUUGUUUUUUUUGAGAUAUGAUAUGAGAAGAUAUGAUUUAAUUUAAUUUGAUGUUGGAUAGAUGAGAAAUGAUUUCCUUUGCUAUGGUAUGAAAUCAGUAUUAUCCUGUUGUCUUUGUAAAUUGUAAAGUCCUCAACCUUAGUAGUUCAAGGUGGACUGUACAAUUUCCAUUUUUAUUUUUUAAUUGAGGUAUGAAUCAAAAUUAUUUUUAUUUAUUUAUUAUUAUUAUUAUUUGUGUGUGUGGUAAUUAACAUGAUACAAAUUAUGAUACAUGUGAUGCUGUUGAAACUGGAAUAAGUGUAUGAACAACCUAAAUAACUUUUAAUGGCUAUAU
Sinocyclocheilus anshuiensis is the source of this 1523-nucleotide messenger RNA. RefSeq names its product solute carrier family 35 member D1b (gene slc35d1b). The coding region runs from base 66 to 1067 and encodes 333 amino acids. Lineage: Eukaryota; Metazoa; Chordata; Actinopteri; Cypriniformes; Cyprinidae. The transcript has 13 exons. The record is from RefSeq and is a predicted model, not a curated record.